Syzygium oleosum is the source of this 1109-nucleotide messenger RNA. Its product is annotated as LOB domain-containing protein 1-like. The record is from RefSeq and is a predicted model, not a curated record. Bases 83 to 751 code for a protein of 222 amino acids. Lineage: Eukaryota; Viridiplantae; Streptophyta; Magnoliopsida; Myrtales; Myrtaceae. The transcript is spliced from 2 exons.
UCCUUCAUUUCCAUCGCACACCUCUCUCCCUCUCUCCCUCUAUCUCUCUCUCUCUCUCUCUCUGAAGAAAAGUCUUACGGAGAUGGAAUACAAGGCGAGAACAACCACAGCAAUACCAACACCCGUCACUAUUCCCGCUAAAGUCAUCCCCUACUCAACAUCAUCCUCACCUUCCUCACCGCCACCGCAACCACCACCGUCCCAGUCCUCGUCUCCAACCACUCCCCCUCCUCCUCCUCCUCCUUCCCUCCCCUUUACCCCACUGCCGCCGCUGCAGCCGGCGGUCCUCAGCCCAUGCGCCGCCUGCAAGAUCCUGCGCCGGCGGUGCGUGGACAAGUGCAUCUUGGCCCCGUACUUCCCGCCCACCGAGCCUUACAAGUUCACCAUUGCUCACAGGGUGUUUGGAGCUAGCAACGUCAUCAAGUUCUUGCAGGAACUUCCGGAACCGCAGAGAGCGGACGCGGUGAGCAGCAUGGUGUAUGAGGCCAACGCGAGGCUCCGAGACCCGGUCUACGGCUGCGCCGGAGCCAUCUGCCAGCUCCAGAAGCAAGUGAGCGAGCUCCAGGAGCAGCUCGCCAAGGCUCAGGCCGAGCUCGUCAACCUCGAGCUGCAGCGGGCCAACCUCGUCGCGGCCUGCAUGGAGAUGGCUCAGUCGCAGGAGCCGGCCAUCAAUUUCCAGCAGCAAUUCGUCGACUCGGCCGGCAUCUUGGACGACGGCCCGGCUAGCUGGGAAUCGCUCUACUGGACGUGACCGCCGGUGACCCAUGAGACUUAGCCUUAUAAUUACUAAUGAGAAUGAGCCACAAGAAAAGGAAAAAGCAAGGGAACUUUACCCACGACCAAAUGUCAACAAAGUUUACUCCCAGAGAAAGGAAAUUAAAGUUCGGGAAUUGGUAUUCCGAUAUUGACAAGAUGGAAGGACGUGGAGGGGGCGGGAAGGGGUUCUGUCUUUUGCUCUCUGAUGAAAUUUCCAAGGUCUAGGAAUUUUUAUUCUAUCUUUUCUUGAACGAGAACAAGUUGUUGUGGGUGACCUAAUUACAAUUAUCUUGUCGAAUUAAUCGGUCAUUUUUCUAAAAUCAAUCGGAGCACAAACACGCUUCCUUGUCAAA